GACCCUAUGUUGGUCGAGGAAAUCAUUGCAAUAGUUAUUGCUGAAUAUCUAGAGUUCAUUCGACACCUAUCAAUAGAGGACACCAGCCAUAUUCUGGACAUGGAGAAUGAGUCUGAAGCAUUGCCGGCAUCAAUACCACCUCCGGCAAACGAGAACAAAGUAAGGGCGUUCUUGAAGUAUUUCAGGGAACAAGCACUCGCUUGGGAAUCUGCUCAUCAACAGGCCAGAGAACAGGACAGGGAAGACACUCAGCAGCGCAUACAAACUCUAUAUUCCAGGACGGAAAAAUGUAAACGGAGAUGGAAUCCCAAAGUGUCGAUCUCACAAGGAUGACAAAUUGGAGUAAGUGGAGCGCAAGACAAUUAUAGCCAAUGCAUUCACAAGAGUUAACUAGGUAGAAG
Ipomoea nil (Japanese morning glory) is the source of this 401-nucleotide messenger RNA. RefSeq lists its product as uncharacterized. The coding region runs from base 7 to 333 and encodes 108 amino acids. NCBI's taxonomy places the organism in Eukaryota, Viridiplantae, Streptophyta, Magnoliopsida, Solanales, Convolvulaceae. The record is from RefSeq and is a predicted model, not a curated record. The transcript is spliced from 2 exons.